AUGAGUGGAGAUAUGCCUUUGUCAAUUGACAUCGAAAACGAACGCAAGGAAAUGAUUCUGUUCCUCUGGGAGGUAAAGGACCAGAUCCUCGCUGAUCGCAUCGGCAUGGCGAUAAUCAUUGUUGCAGUGGGGAUUUACGCGGCGGUUUGCAAGUUCGUCAAGAAUCGACGUUCCCAGGGACUCAAGUACACAUUAAACGACGGGCGAGGAGACUACAUUGUUCGAUCAACUGAGAUGAAUAGGUUUGUUCCUUCUGUCGUGUUACCCGGUGACGACACCGAGGAGUCUCCCGAGACUUCCGAAACGACCCAGCCUCUUGAAACAACAACCUCAGUUUCAGAAAUCGAGACUUCUCAAAACAACGGUAAUUACAAAAUCCAGGAAAACAAACCAACGUUCCUAUCUAGUCAAGAUUCUGCUCGGCAUCAGCAUCGCUCUUGUUCUUCUUGGAACAGGAGUGACAAUCUAAAGAUGGCGGAAGCGAAUUCGAACUCACUUCAGAACGCUGCGAAGCAUUUUAAACCCUCCAUCUCAAAACCAAGAAUGCGUGACGACGCAAUCCUCAGCGACUACCAAGACUCGCCAGUGUUUAUUUCGCUUGCAGGUGAGUAUAACGCUAUGCUCAACUGCAAGCAAACUAAACUCUUGCUGGUGAUGUCGAUGGUUGUCAUUGGGCUCGUCACUGUUACGCUUGUUACCACCAUCAUCGCUUAUCUACGACUUCAGCGGGAAAUGCGACGCACUCCUCCGCGACCCCGGGAAACACUUCAGCUAGUUUAA
Oikopleura dioica is the source of this 780-nucleotide messenger RNA. NCBI's taxonomy places the organism in Eukaryota, Metazoa, Chordata, Appendicularia, Copelata, Oikopleuridae. The record is from the annotation of a GenBank genome assembly.